Oenanthe melanoleuca is the source of this 1973-nucleotide messenger RNA. It is a transcript of the gene AQP5, whose product is annotated as aquaporin 5. The transcript has 5 exons. Lineage: Eukaryota; Metazoa; Chordata; Aves; Passeriformes; Muscicapidae. Gene Ontology annotation, molecular function: water channel activity. Bases 248 to 1042 code for a protein of 264 amino acids. Gene Ontology annotation, biological process: transmembrane transport. Gene Ontology annotation, cellular component: plasma membrane; apical plasma membrane. The record is from RefSeq and is a predicted model, not a curated record.
UAUCUGAGUCACUGGUUCACCAGGAGGCUCCGAAGACAUUUUCAGGUGGAAACUUUUGCAGGUUCACAUGGUAAUUUGGGAGGACUGGCUAAUUCCCCGGCUCCGCCCACCGCCCUGUAACACAGCUCCUGCAGCUCUUGCAUAUAUAGAUAGGUAUGGCCCUACACCUGGCUGCACACACCACAGCCCGGACCCAGAGCAACCCUAAACCUUCUUCCUCCCUGGCUGACCUCCACCUGCCCCCACCAUGAAGAAGGAAAUACUAACCCUGGCCUUUGCUCGAGCCGUCUUCGUGGAGUUCCUCUCCACGCUCAUCUUCGUCUUCAUCGGGCUGGGCUCGGCGCUGAAGUGGCCGUCGGCGCUGCCCAGCAUCCUGCAGAUCGCGCUGGCCUUCGGGCUGGCCAUCGGCACCUUGGUGCAAGCCUUCGGCCACAUCAGCGGCGCGCACAUCAACCCGGCCGUGACCAUCGCCUUCUUCGUGGGCAACCAGAUCUCGCUGCUGCGCACGCUGCUCUACGUGCUGGCCCAGCUGGUCGGGGCCAUCGCGGGCGCGGGGAUCCUGUACGGCGUCACCCCGGCCAACACCCGCGGCAACCUGGCCAUCAACGCCAUCAACACCAACGUGACCCCGGGCCAGGCCCUGGUGGUGGAGAUCAUCCUGACCUUCCAGCUGGCCGCCUGCAUCUUCGCGUCCACCGACAACCGGCGCAGCGGCACCGGCUCCCCCGCGCUCUCCAUCGGCCUCUCGGUCACCGUGGGCCACCUGGUGGGGAUUUACUUCACCGGCUGCUCCAUGAACCCCGCGCGCUCCUUCGGGCCCGCCGUCGUCACCAGGAGGUUCAGCCCCGCGCACUGGGUGUUCUGGGUCGGGCCCAUCCUCGGGGCUUGCUUGGCCUCGCUGCUCUACUUCUACAUCCUGGUGCCCUACUGCAUGAACAUGUCCGACAGGGUGGCCAUCAUCAAGGGCACCUACGAGUCCGAGGAGGAGUGGGAGGAGCAGCGGGAGGAGAGGAAGAAGUCCAUGGAGCUGACCCCGCCGUAGGGCAGCGCAGGGAGGGGAGCCCCACUGGAGCUCCUGUGCCCCACUGGAGCUCCCUGUGCCCCACUGGAGCUCCCGUGCCCCACUCAGGCUCCUGUGCCCCACUGGAGCUCCCGUGCCCCACUGGAGCUCCCUGUGCCCCACAUGAGCUCCCGUGCCCCACAUGAGCUCCCUGUGCCCCACUGGAGCUCUCUGUGCCCCACAGGAGCUCCCGUGCCCCACUCAGGCUCCUGUGCCCCACUGGAGCUCCCUGUGCCCCACUGGAGCUCCCGUGCCCCACUCGAGCUCCCUGUGCCCCACUGGAGCUCUCUGUGCCCCACUCAGGCUCCUGUGCCCCACGGGAGCUCCCUGUGCCCCACAGGAGCUCCCGUGCCCCACAGGAGCUCCCGUGCCCCACGUGAGCUCUCUGUGCCCCACGGGAGCUCCUGUGCCCCACUGGAGCUCCUGUGCCCCACUCAGGCCCCUGUGCCCCACUGGAGCUCCUGUGCCCCACACGAGCUCCCUGUGCCCCACUGGAGCUCCCGUGCCCCACUCAGGCUCCCUGUGCCCCAAAGCCAAAGCCAGGCAACGCUGCAGCUCAGACUCUCAUCCGAACCUCCCCGGGGUGCAGGGCCGGGCUCUGCCUGUGUGCAGGGAGCCCCUGCAUGAGCUCCAGAACCUCUCCAGCUUCCCCACAGCCACAAACCUUGAGCCACCUGCAGGACCUCACCUGGCCCAGGUGUGGGAGCACCUGGGGGAAGGGAACCGCUUAGGGCAGGGGGUGCAGCUCCCCCCGGCCCAGGGGCUGCUCUUAGAUGCUCUUUCGCCUUUCCUGGUGCUGGGAGUCCUUUUUAUUCCCAAAGAAUGAGAGUUUUUUUGGAUUCUGUGUUGAGAUCUUUGUAUUAUAGUUUAUUAUUUAUUUGCGAAUAAAGGAAAGUUUAAAAAGAAUAUAAAU